ACCUCAUCAUUAGUGAAUCAGGUUAUAUGCUUUAUAGCACAACACUACGUCUUGGUACUUGAAGUCUGAAUUGUGAUAAUUAUUAUAAUGCUUAUAAAAACUGCAAAACUAUUCAGGAGGUUUAAAUACCAGAAUAUAUUUACUGGAAGAAAGCUGUGUUCCAACCCAACCACCAAGGUUGAGAAAUCUUGUUUUAACUUGUUAAAAACAAGAAUCGACAUGUGUGGCCCUUUGACAGUCGCAGACUACAUGAAGGAGAUAUUUAUGAACCCAAAGAUGGGUUACUACAUGACGAAGGACGUAUUUGGUAAAGACGGUGAUUUCACGACUUCUCCAGAAAUCAGCCAGCUUUUUGGUGAAAUGAUUGCCAUCUGGUGCAUAAACGAGUGGCAUAAGCUCGGCUCUCCUAAUCCUCAUUUCCUCGUUGAACUAGGCCCUGGAAGAGGCACAAUGAUGCAAGAUAUACUUAGGGUUUUUAACAAAAUAGGAAUGAAUAAUGCGGGUCUGAGUGUACAUCUUGUGGAAGUCAGUAGAGAACUGAGCAAGAUACAGGCAAAGAACCUGUGCACCACGGUGAAAGAGACCACAGGUGCUCAUUUUAUGGAAGGCGUUACUGAAACUGGGGUCCCUGUUUAUUGGUACAACAGCAUUGAAUCAGUACCAACGUGCUUCACGUUGAUCCUCGCUCAUGAGUUCUUUGAUGCCCUGCCGAUUCAUAAAUUCCAGAAGACAGAUGAAGGAUGGCGUGAGGUCCUCAUUGAUGUCAAUGAAGCUGGAAACAAGCUUAGAUAUGUCAUAUCAAAAGCACCUACUCCUGCUUCACUUUACUUCACCGCUGGCGAGGAGAAAAGACAUCAUUUGGAAGUUUCUCCCCAGGCUGGUAUGAUAAUGCAGCAUAUCGCACAAAGAUUAGUAAAUCAUGGAGGCUUCCUUUUGGUAGCUGACUAUGGACAUACAGGAGAAAGAGAGGAUACUUUCAGAGCAUUUAGAAAUCAUAGUCAGCAGGAUCCACUUUUAGAACCUGGGAUGUCUGAUCUUACAGCAGAUGUCGACUUUUCUUAUUUAAAAAAAAUGGUCGCUGACAAACUUUUAGCCUUUGGUCCAAAAAGCCAACAUGAUUUCUUAAAAUCACUUCAUAUUGACAUCAGACUGGAGGUCCUUCUAAAAAAGAGCAAAAGCAAAGAAGAAAAAGAGAUGCUACUUUCUGGCUACAAAAUGAUAAUGGACAGGGACAAGAUGGGCGAAUGUUUUAAAUUCAUGUCAUUCUUCCCUUCUGUCGUUAAAGAGCUCCUUGAACAAUUCCCUGUUGUUGGUUUUGAAAAUUAAAAAAAAAA
Molecule: messenger RNA, 1334 nt
Organism: Cimex lectularius (bed bug)
Lineage: Eukaryota; Metazoa; Arthropoda; Insecta; Hemiptera; Cimicidae
Product: protein arginine methyltransferase NDUFAF7, mitochondrial
Exons: 7
Coding region: 88-1326 (412 amino acids)
Biological process (GO): mitochondrial respiratory chain complex I assembly
Cellular component (GO): mitochondrion
Molecular function (GO): protein-arginine omega-N symmetric methyltransferase activity
Source: RefSeq, a predicted model, not a curated record